UUCGCCAGUUCGGUUCGCUUCCCAAUUCACACCUCACUGCCUCCCUCCCUCCGUCUUCCGCUCGUCGCCGCCUCCGCCAAUCCUCCGCCUCUACCUUUUUUCUCGUCCUCAUUCUGGCGGAGCCAUGCCGGACGAUCUCGUGGACGACCUCCAGAGCAUGAGCUUCGGUUCUUCCGACCGCUCCGGCAUCUCCAGUUCCCUUUCUUCCUCCUCAUCCUCCUUCUCCGCCUCCCUCCACAAGCCUCGCCUCGCCAGAGACCCCAUCACCGACGCGAUCCGCCGGCUUGGCUCUUCGGCCGGAGGCGGGCCAGGCGGGAACCCCCUCGCCAUGUCGGAUCUGAGGUUCGUGCGGCGCCUUGGAAGCGGGGACAUCGGCAACGUGUACCUAGCGGAAAUCAAGUGCGACGGGACUGAGGAGCUUCUGCUGGCGGCCAAGGUGAUGGACAAGAAGGAGCUCGAGGGGCGGAGCAAGGAGGGGCGUGCUCGGACGGAGCGCGAGAUCCUGGAGGCACUCGACCACCCCUUCCUCCCUCGCCUCUACGCCUGCGCCGAGAACGACCGCUAUUUCUGCCUCCUCACCGAGUUCUGCCCCGGAGGCGAUCUCCACGUUCUUCGCCAGCGCCAGCCGGGCAAGCGCUUCGACGAGGCCGCCGUCAGGUUCUACGCGUCGGAGGUGGUGGUGGCCAUGGAGUACGUCCACAUGAUGGGCAUUGUCUACCGAGACCUGAAACCCGAGAACAUUCUCGUGCGCAGCGACGGCCACAUCAUGCUAACCGACUUUGACCUUUCCUUCAAGUGCGACUCUGCCGCCGCCCCCGCCGCGCAGAUCGUUACCGACCAGAUGCCGGUCCUGCCGACGUCUCACACCGGCAUCGGCGGAAGAGGAAUAACCGAGUUCUCUGCGGCCUCCUGCAUCAUCCCCAGCUGCAUCGUGCCCGCCGUCUCCUGCUUCCACCCGGCCAGGCGCAAGCGCAGGAAGCAGCAGCCUGGGCGCCGCGGCCCGUGCCUGGAGUUCGUGGCCGAGCCGGUGGACCUCCGCUCCAUGUCCUUCGUGGGGACGCACGAGUACCUCGCGCCAGAGAUCGUCUCAGGGGAAGGCCAUGGCAGCGCCGUCGACUGGUGGACGCUCGGCGUCUUCGUGUUCGAGAUGCUUUACGGCGUGACGCCGUUUAAGGGCCCUGACCACGAGCUGACGCUGGCGAACAUCGUCGCGCGGGCGCUGGAAUUCCCCAAGGAGCCGACCGUGUCAGCAGCCGCCAGGGACUUCAUCACCGGCCUGCUGGUGAAGGACCCCGAGCGGCGGCUGGGCUCCACCAUGGGCGCCGCAGCCAUCAAGCGUCACCCGUUCUUCAACGGAGUCAAAUGGGCCCUACUUCGGUGCGCCGUGCCGCCCUACGUGCCGCCUUCGUUCACCCUCAGUACCCAUAGCGGCGAUGGGUCGGACGACAGCUGUCCCGGCACGCCGGUGGACUACUACUAAUACUUAAGAACCCAAUUGGACAAUACGUCUGGUGAACGCAAGGAGACGGCGGUGAUGGGAUCGCCGGAAAGGCUCGACGGCCCGUGCCGCUGCAUAGACGAGGAAUUUUGACAGUAUGAUGAUUAAAAAAAUAUAUAAUCAAGAAUUUCAAGUAAUAUUAAAAAUUAUAUGUAAUUCGUAAGGAUUAGUGCAUGUACAUUUGCUACUCA
Messenger RNA from Zingiber officinale, 1689 nucleotides. RefSeq names its product serine/threonine-protein kinase D6PK-like. The record is from RefSeq and is a predicted model, not a curated record. Gene Ontology annotation, cellular component: nucleus; cytoplasm; plasma membrane. Gene Ontology annotation, biological process: protein phosphorylation. Lineage: Eukaryota; Viridiplantae; Streptophyta; Magnoliopsida; Zingiberales; Zingiberaceae. Gene Ontology annotation, molecular function: ATP binding; protein serine/threonine kinase activity. The transcript is spliced from 2 exons. Bases 125 to 1480 code for a protein of 451 amino acids.